This is a messenger RNA of Hypoxylon fragiforme, 552 nucleotides long. RefSeq lists its product as uncharacterized. The coding region runs from base 1 to 552 and encodes 183 amino acids. NCBI's taxonomy places the organism in Eukaryota, Fungi, Ascomycota, Sordariomycetes, Xylariales, Hypoxylaceae. The record is from RefSeq and is a predicted model, not a curated record. The transcript has 3 exons.
AUGGCCCGACUGUCCAGCAUUCUCCUCAGUCUUCUCGCGGCCUCGCGUACCGUUGCCGAUUUCACCAUCUACAUCGGGAAGACGAACGACAUCACGGAUGUAGGCGUCACGUACGCCACGACCCAGAUCCAGAUCCACAGCCACGCGCCCCUGAGCUGCUCGGACGUCGGCCACGUCGUCGCGAUAUCCAUGAGCAGCAUCAACGACGCGAGCAAAGGCCGCUGGGCGUGCGACGGGUGCAACGCGCUUGCGCCGCGGGACUGGGCGAUCAAGCGCCUCGAGAUGUACAACUACGACGACGCGGUCGCCCACUCCACCGACCACCCCUUUCCGCUGUUCAAUCGGGCAACUGGUGCUGUUACGUUAUAUGGAACGGGAAAUGGGAAUUGGGAUAUGAGGGAUAUCAAUAAUACUUUCCUCGGGACGUGCAAUCGACCGCAUAAUCCGCAGGAGAUGGACUGCUGGCAGCUCAUUUCGGCGACGUUCUUGACGCAUGCGUUUUCUUGCAAGAGUGAACUAAUUCCUAAUGACAGGCUUUGGGUUGAUGAAUAA